AUGUAUGGCGACUUCUCCAUCCGAAGCAUCUCCUAUAAGAAGCAAUCCUUUCAGUUAGCAAAUCGGUAUAUGUAUGACACCGGUUGCUUCGUUCCUCGUCCCAACACCUCUUAUCACUAUAAUCUCUUCCAGAAAUCCAGUUCACAUUAUUACCUAAAGUUCUUCUAUGGCUGCACUGAAACAUUUUCUACAGACUUUCCACAAUCUCAGCUAAGUUGCACUUCCGAUCAAUUAAAUUACACAUUUGUUGUACUAACGCAUGGGAAAGAGUGGCCACAACAGAAAAAUGGAUCCUGUCAUUCAUACAGUAGAGUACCAGUUGAACUGAAGGAGGGAAUCCCCAUCCCAACCAUAAAUAGUCUUGACUACAGGGAGCUCCUGAAGGAUGGGUUCGCAUUGAGAUGGACAUUGUUGACCAAUAAGGGUUGUGCCAAGUGCAUACACAGUGGAGGCCGAUGUGGCAGAUCAAAGGACAAAGACUUUGUCUGUUAUUGCUCUGAUGGAUCUAGUCGUGAAAAUUGUGAUGCUGGCAGAAAUCUUCCAAUGCAAAACGGUCGCAAGAAAUCUGAUAGAUUGGAAGCUGCUUUUUCAACGAUGUCCCUUUUCUGUGCAAGUUUCUUUAGAUUAACCAACUCCACAGUCACCCAUAGAGCGAGAUUGAAAUUUACUUGCAUAUCAGGUGUCGGAAUUGGAGUCUCAGUCACUGCCCUGUGCCUAUUCAUCUAUAUUAUCUACUUGAGAAGGAAGUAUGCUUCUCUUAAGUUUCAUCUGAAGAACACUCCUUGCCCUUCCUCUGGUCUAGACAUGGAGGAAAGCAGUGUAUACUUUGAGGUCCCCAUUUUCACUAGUGGCGAACUUGAAGAAGCCACAAAUAAUUUUGCUUCUUCAAAUGAACUUGGAAAUGGAGGUUUCGGAACUGUUUACUAGGGAAAACUUCGGGAUGGGAGGGAAGUAGCAGUGAAGCGCCUAUACGAGCACAGCUACCGCAGGGUAAAGCAAUUUAUGAAUGAAGUAGAAAUCCUAACCUGUUUACGGCACAAAAACCUCGUGUCUCUGUAUGGUUGCACUUCUCGCCACAGCCAUGAGCUUCUGCUUGUCUAUGAGUACAUCUCGAAUGGCACUGUCGCUGAUCAUAUCCACAGCCAGCGAGCAAACUCAUCUCCUACAUUGCCAUGGCAAAUCGGUAUGAAUAUCGCCAUAGAGACUGCUACUGCCCUAACUUACCUCCAUGCUUCAGAAAUCAUCCACCGUGAUGUGAAAACUAAAAACAUUCUUCUCGAGGAGAAUUUUGGCAUUAAAGUUGCAGAUUUCGGGCUUUCAAGGCUAUUCCCGGAUGAUGUCUCUCAUAUCUCAACAGCUCCUCAAGGGACUCCAGGUUAUGUGGACUAUCAAUGCUUCCAGCUCACUGAGAAGAGUGAUGUUUAUAGCUUUGGAGUUGUUCUCAUUGAGCUUAUAUCAUCCAAGCCGGCUGUGGACAUAAGCAGAGAGAGGCACGAGAUUUGUUUGGCCAAUUUUGCCAUAAACAAGAUCCGGAAAUGUGCACUUGGUGAGUUGAUUGACCCGACCCUAGGAUUUGAGUCAGAUAGUGAAAUUCAUAGGAUGACAACUUCAGUAGCAGAGCUGGCUUUCCAGUGCUUGCAGCAGGACAAGGAAAUAAGGCCUUCAAUGAAUGAGGUUUUGGAAGAACUGAAGGCUAUUGUGCGUUAUGAGAAUGCUGUGAACAAAUCUGUCGAUGCAGAUGAGGGUGAAGAUGCCCUUGUGCCAUCUCCGAUGAAUAAUGACAAAGUCCAGCUAUUGAAGAACAUGCAGUUGACUCAUUCUCCUGUUUCGGUAUUUCAAAAAUGGGCUAGCAGUAGUAGCAGUUGUUCUGCUCCCGUUGCUGAUGUUUAA
This is a messenger RNA of Eucalyptus grandis, 1890 nucleotides long. RefSeq names its product LEAF RUST 10 DISEASE-RESISTANCE LOCUS RECEPTOR-LIKE PROTEIN KINASE-like 1.2. The transcript has 4 exons. NCBI's taxonomy places the organism in Eukaryota, Viridiplantae, Streptophyta, Magnoliopsida, Myrtales, Myrtaceae. Gene Ontology annotation, molecular function: protein kinase activity; ATP binding. The record is from RefSeq and is a predicted model, not a curated record. Gene Ontology annotation, biological process: protein phosphorylation.